AUGGCCAACUCACCAAAGCGUGUGGGGUUCGUUGGGCUUUCUACCAAAGGCUUCUGGUCCACACAUGCUCACCUCCCGUACCUGCAGAAGACACCACGAUACAAAAUCACCGCGAUUCAAAACAGCUCGAAGGAAUCUGCUGAAUUAGCAGUGAAGACGUACUCUGUCGAUGGCGCCGCGACAUACGGCGACGCGGCGUCCCUCGCAAAGGAUGCAAACGUCGAUAUUGUAGCCAUCGGGGUCCCCGUGCCUCUGCACUACGAGCCAGCGUGCCAGGCCAUCGAAGCAGGCAAAGACGUGUUUUCCGAAUGGCCGCUUGCACGAAACCUGGCCGAGGCCGAAGAACUAACGCGCUUGGCCAAGGAAAAGGGCGUAAGGACCAUGGUGGGAUUGCAGGCGCGCCAAAACCCAGCCAUCAUGAAGGCGAGGGAAAUCGUCGUGUCGGGGAAGCUGGGCAGGAUUCUUGGAACGACCCUGUUCGGUCAUUCCAGCGCCUGGGGGCCCGUAAUUCCAGAUAACUUGUCCUACUCGCUGCUAAUAGAGGCCGGCGCCAACACCCUGACCAUACCAUUUGGCCAUACUGUAGACGCACUAUGCUACGUUCUGGACAGCGAGUUGAAAGACAUCUCUGCGACUCUUUCCAACCACUACCCCGAGGUUCAACUUACCGACGCGGACUCGAAGCCGAUCCGCAAGGCCAAGAAGACGGCGUACGACUAUGUCAGCAUUUCCGCGACCCUGGUCAAUGGCGGCGGCAACGUGGAUGUGACCUACGCCCCUGCAUUGUCACGCUCUGGACGCGACCUGCACUGGGAGAUUAUCGGCACAGAGGGCACUCUGGUGCUGGAGGGCCCGAAAAGGGGCGGCCACAUGCAAAUGUUCCAGCCGAAAAUCCGAAUCGCAGUUGGCGAGGAAGAGCUCAAAGAGGUCGAGGUCGAAAAGGCGGCAGAAGGCGACUUCUCGUUUAACGUGGGCAAGGCGUGGGAUGCAUGGGCGGGCAUCGGGCUUGACAAGGGGCAAACCGUCACCACGUGGGAGGACGCGGUCGUCAGGCACAAGAUGAUUGAAGCCAUUUAUCGCAGCGCGGAGAAGGGGACGCGUGAGAACUACGUAUGAUAAGCCUGACGGAUGGCCCCCCUAGUCAGCACACUAGCGCGGGAAAAGAAAUGCAUGUCGGUUGUGGCGCCUCAGCG
Exserohilum turcica Et28A is the source of this 1193-nucleotide messenger RNA. RefSeq lists its product as uncharacterized. Gene Ontology annotation, molecular function: nucleotide binding. NCBI's taxonomy places the organism in Eukaryota, Fungi, Ascomycota, Dothideomycetes, Pleosporales, Pleosporaceae. The record is from RefSeq and is a predicted model, not a curated record. The transcript is spliced from 3 exons. Bases 1 to 1116 code for a protein of 371 amino acids.